CAUGUGCCUCCUUGCGUAGCUCUAACCCAUCGCAUCCUAAUGACAUCUUGUCAAUGACGCAGCUCAAGAAGAUGCCCUUCAAGGAGCAGGUGCGGGCGCUUCUCGUCAAUGCCAAGGUCAUCCAGUUUGGCCAGCUGAUUGGUUUGCUGGACGCAACAACGCAGGUGAAGGAAGUCUUGGAAUUGCUGCCUCAGUUUGCCUGGUUGACGCGUGGAUGCUGGGUGGUCAAGAGCGAGCUGCUGUACCCGCAAGGUACUUGCAGCGCACAUAGUGGCAUUGCGGCUGAGAUUCUCUGCAAAGCGCGUGAUUACACGGUCUGGCGCUUCGCGCAGUCGCGCUUUGUCAAACGGCAAGAUGUCACGACCGUCAUCAAGGUACGCACAUCCUCCUGUGCCGAUGCAC
This is a messenger RNA of Sycon ciliatum, 402 nucleotides long. RefSeq names its product DNA-directed RNA polymerase III subunit RPC5-like. Gene Ontology annotation, biological process: tRNA transcription by RNA polymerase III. The annotation marks the transcript as partial. NCBI's taxonomy places the organism in Eukaryota, Metazoa, Porifera, Calcarea, Leucosolenida, Sycettidae. The record is from RefSeq and is a predicted model, not a curated record. The transcript is spliced from 4 exons. Gene Ontology annotation, cellular component: nucleus; RNA polymerase III complex.